AUGGCGGCGUGGAGCCCGGCCGCGGCAGCGCCUCUGCUCCGCCGGAUCCGCGGGCUUCCUCUUCGCUGCACCCGGCGGAUGUUCGCCUCGCAGACCGAGGGGGAGCUCAAAGUAACCCAGAUCCUCAAAGAAAGCUUCCCUCGAGCUACCACCAUCAAAGUGACUGACAUUUCAGGAGGCUGUGGGGCGAUGUAUGAAAUCCAGAUCGAGUCAGAAGAAUUUAAGGAGAAGAGGACUGUCCAGCAGCACCAGAUGGUAAAUCAGGCCCUAAAGGAAGAAAUCAAAGGAAUGCACGGAUUGCGGAUAUUUACCUCUGUCCCCAAACACUGA
Molecule: messenger RNA, 330 nt
Organism: Pipistrellus nathusii (Nathusius's pipistrelle)
Lineage: Eukaryota; Metazoa; Chordata; Mammalia; Chiroptera; Vespertilionidae
Source: the annotation of a GenBank genome assembly